Messenger RNA from Serpula lacrymans var. lacrymans S7.9, 1799 nucleotides. RefSeq lists its product as uncharacterized. The record is from RefSeq and is a predicted model, not a curated record. The transcript is spliced from 10 exons. Lineage: Eukaryota; Fungi; Basidiomycota; Agaricomycetes; Boletales; Serpulaceae. Bases 722 to 1690 code for a protein of 322 amino acids.
CCGCAAACGCUGUAGCCCAAUGCUAUAGCCAUACCAUAUCCCUCCAUGCCACGCCCCUUAAGAUAGCGUCCAAUAAAUGUAAUGAUGCCUUUGCGGACCCGGAAAUAAUCGUGGGCGCAGAAACUAUCCAGAAUGCACGGCAUUGGGUCCUCUUAUCGCUUUACCAUCACAUCGAACAUCGUUAGCGUCAAAUGAAUGUCUCACCAUGAAAUAGUGCCGCGGUAUCAUCCUAUCUAAGGGUACUCUGCUUGUAUCGUUGGUAUGGAUAAUAGCGAGCAGGCGAAACUUCAAACUUUUUCUCUCGUUCUUGGAACCUCUCAAAUAGUCGUUCCAAGAGAUCAAAUCAAGGCUAUCCGACAUUCAGCCAUACAAUCCCACCGUAUCGUUGUUUUUGUCUAACAGCGCCUUUGACCCUGGAUAACACUCCUUUCUGUGGACAACCUGUUUCGCUCUGGCUUAACUAUCAAACCUUCUCAGAUCACCGAUCGACUCUGAUGAGUUUUUGCAACCGUUACCUUUCGUGCGAUUUUGUUAUUCGUAGAGCACACUGGUUUUGUCGUUCAACCUGUUUGCCAAUCACACCGCUCUGGACCACAAGUUUUGGUAACCUUAACAUCAAGCAACUCUGCGCAUAUAAGAAUACAUGAUCAGCAGCAGUAGCCUCAUUGUCGCUUUGACCCCCACAGAAGCACCCAUUUAUUAGUGUCCCUUCAAACUAGCAAUGCCGAGCUAUAAUUCUGUCCUCCGUAUAAACUUGGUCUGUGCAUGGUUCGGGGCUAUGCUUUACGGUGUUAAUGCCGUUCUGUUCGGUCGUUGUGUCUAUAUUCUCUCGAAAAAACAUCGAUCCACUAACAGGAUAUUACUGUACUCUUCCAGCCUUUCGUUUGCCUUCGCCACUUCGCAGGCGAUUGUAACGCUCGUGGAACUCGCCAAAGGUAUUGAGGCUGUCGUACAUAGCGAAGCCCAGUCGGAGUACGAUCUGGGAAUGCUGGGCGGGAAUAAACUCAACACAGUUGGCAUCACCAUGUAUUGUCUUGAUGUUUUUGUUCAAGAUCUAUUAUUGAUAUGGAGGCUCUUUAUCGUGUGGAAUUACAGCAAGAAGAUCUGUGUUUUCCCUGCCCUCUUAUUUUUCGGAGAAUUGGUCUCUGCCAUGAUCGCUAUAGCCCACUUCAGUCAACCGAUGAUAGACCUUAAAUCUCACAAUGUAGAACUUUAUGCGAUAGCUGCCUGGGCCGUUAAUACAGCAUAUCAUGUUUGUAUUACUGCUGGAAUCUCUUAUCGCCUGUGGCUAAGUGGCCAACGGUUAAAGGUGAUAGGAGGACGACAGGUCAGCUCAUACAGGAGCACUGUUGCCAUGAUGGUGGAAUCAGGAUGUUUAUCUGUACUCUGUGGAAUUAGUCUGCUUGUCUGUUUUGCAGUGGGUGAUAUUACAGGGUUGGCUGGUGUGGACAUAGCCGGGCAAUUAGCUACGACGGUUCCGUUGUUAAUUAUUGUCCGUGUUGGAUUUGGAAACGACAACGGCACCCUAGGAGAUUCCAAUCCGAGUACUGGCAUUCGGAGUAGUGGUCAUACUUCGCGUCUUUCGACACUCCCAUGGGCCCUAACGCAGAUCGGAAGAGCGAAUGUACAAGGAGUUGCGAAAGAACCAUCUAGUCCGGAUAUCUCUAAGAUCGAGCUAGGCUUAGCUUAGAUUUAUAGUCAGACUAGGUAACCUUCUGUAGCGUGAGAGACGUUAUAUUAGCUGGAGCUGCCGAAGUGUGGUAUAGUGAUCAAUAAAGCAAGCACAGGGGUAUUCCCGU